AUGAUUGAGCAUGUAAUCAGAAAAAGAGUCGCGGAAAAGCAAAUUCUGGAAAACGAUUAUCUGCAACUCUCACACCUUCACUGUGCCGGAGUGUUGCCUUCGCCCUGCCGCCAAGUACGACGCCGGCGGCCAGUGCAGCAUUCCCAAUUGCCUCCGCCGUUUAUCCCCACUUCGACUCCCCACUUCAGCCGGAUGGCCCAGGAACAACGGGCUAGUGUAGGUCUCUACGAGCCGCUGCCUCAGCGACUCGGCGGUACUAACGCGCGACCCUCGUCUGUAUCGCUGGGUUCCAUCUUGCCAUUCCCCCGCGGCGCCAACAUACCCGCUGAGGACGCGCUGAACGCUCGAGUGAGAAACCGCGCUCUGCUGUUGGACAGCGACAGCAAAGUCAAAAAAACUGAUACGAAGCUCAAAUCGCGCAAAAAGGGACGCGCGGCCGCUGGGAAAGUCGUCAUCCCCAAGGCGGAGCAGAAGUACGAGCUAUACGUCCCUCUUAUGCAGCUGUGGACGGACUACGCAUCCAAGCUGAUCAAGGAUGAAAACGUGACCAACUACGGCGACCGCGUGCUGCGCAUGGACCUGCAUGGAGCGCCUGUCCACGUGGUGAGGUCGCGCGAUCCGGGGCUCGUAGGCAUUAAGGGAAUUCUCGUCGCGGAGACUGCGAAUACCAUCAUAGUGGUCACCGAGAAGGACCGGGCGCUCACGGUUCCGAAGAACGUUGCGGUGAUUCGUAUUGAGUUUGGCAAGAUUGCAUUGGAGAUUUCGCUGCCGGCUCUCCAGUUUAGAGCUAGCGAAAGGGCAGCACGCAAGAUCAAGAAACGACAUCUACCUGCGUUGUAG
Messenger RNA from Chondrus crispus (carragheen), 840 nucleotides. RefSeq lists its product as hypothetical. Gene Ontology annotation, biological process: rRNA processing; tRNA 5'-leader removal. Gene Ontology annotation, cellular component: ribonuclease P complex; ribonuclease MRP complex. Bases 1 to 840 code for a protein of 279 amino acids. The transcript has a single exon. Gene Ontology annotation, molecular function: ribonuclease P RNA binding. NCBI's taxonomy places the organism in Eukaryota, Rhodophyta, Florideophyceae, Gigartinales, Gigartinaceae. The record is from RefSeq and is a predicted model, not a curated record.